Lingula anatina is the source of this 4118-nucleotide messenger RNA. Its product is annotated as glutamate receptor ionotropic, kainate 2. The record is from RefSeq and is a predicted model, not a curated record. Lineage: Eukaryota; Metazoa; Brachiopoda; Lingulata; Lingulida; Lingulidae. Gene Ontology annotation, cellular component: membrane. Gene Ontology annotation, biological process: monoatomic ion transport. Gene Ontology annotation, molecular function: ligand-gated monoatomic ion channel activity; signaling receptor activity.
AAUUGUUCUUGCUUGUUAAAUCAUGCUGAACCGGAUACAGUCGACCAUUUCACGUUACGCUUUCAAUAACUGAACCACACUGAAAACUGGGCACCGUUACAGUGUAACUACGCUUACGACAAGUUAAACAUAUACGUAUAAUAUAUAAAACCAUUUCACACUUCAUAUGGAUAUGUUUCUCCAUUAAGGUGCUUUUUCAUUGGACAUAUGACAACCACCAUAGUCAUGAAAGCACGGGAAUCGUCAUAGUACCACGACAACAGGAUGUGGUUUGCUAAGCUAAAGGCCAGAAAUACUUCCACCCCGAGACCGAGGUAGAAAAGACAGAACAUGUAAGUGUAUAUAAAUUUAGCGCUGAGCCAAGGAGAGGUGAAGUAGGUAACACGAAGCCAUUCAUACAGAUGAGAAGUGAUCUGUGGGAUUCUACGUUCAUUUUAUGUGAAAUACAAUUGACAACACUCCACAGACAAUGAAUACAGUAAGGAUCUUUGGGGUCCUCGCUGGACUGUGCCUUAACCUAGGUACCUUUAUCCUGGGGCAAGACACACGCCGGAUUAAGAUCGGCGCAGUUUUCGAAGGUGCUAGCAGCAUUGAGGAGCUGGCGUUCAAGUAUGCCGUAAACAAGGUGAACAGCGAAAUCAGCGCCACUCUAAACGGGGUGACGUUAGAGUACGAGUUACAAAAAGUAACAUCAGAUAGUUUCCAAACUUCAAAAAAAGUAUGUCGCCUACUAAAAGACGGAAAUGGAGUAGGUGCCAUAUUUGGUCCUAUGGCCACCAUCUCGGCCUCUCACGUACAGUCAAUCUGUGAUACAUUAGAAGUCCCCCACAUAGAGACGCGUUGGGAUUACAAAGAAUUCAAGGAUUAUUACUCUGUGAAUCUUCACCCCCAUUAUACCUCCAUUGGGAAGUCACUGCUGGAUUUGGUGACGCACUGGAAGUGGGGUGCCGUCACCAUUCUGUAUGAGGACAACAAUGGAUUAUUGAAAUUGCAAGAUUUGCUCCGAGUUCCUGGAAAGAAGAAAUCUUUGCAGACGACCAUUCGCAAACUCGAGGCAUUUGAAGAUGGCGACUAUAGACCUCUGCUCAAGGAUCUUAAAAGUCAAAACCAGUUCCGAUUUAUAGUAGAUUGUGACUAUAAGAAGAUACCCACUUUGUUGGCACAGGCGAUGUCUCUAAGCAUGCUGUCACAGUAUUAUCAUUUCCAUUUUACAAGUUUGGACUUGGACCUUCUGGACCUAGGAGACUACAGGUAUGGAGGUGCCAAUCUGACGGGCUUUCGGCUGAUAGACUGGGACGAUCCCGAGGUGAAGAUAGCCAUGCUUGAUCUGGCCAGUCCCAAAGCUCUCCCGGGAACACCUUUCGUCGGCGCUGUCCAAACAAAGACCAAGGACGAUAAUGCAGAGAUAAAGAGCAAUGUUACGGUACAGGCCGCCGUGAUGGUAGACGCCGUGAUGGUCUUCGCACGAGCAAUUACAGACCUGUCGCGCUCACAGACCAUCCAAACUCGCAGUUUGGGCUGCUCUAAUCCCGGGCAGACAUGGACUCAAGGCAGCAGCCUGUUCAAUUUUCUUACAAGAGUAGGGUUGACUGGUCUGACAGGCAGGAUUAAAUUUGAUGGCGACGGAAAGAGAAGAGACUUCGACUUGGGGAUUGUUAAAAUGGGGAAAAGGACUCUAGAAAGGAUUGGUUUCUGGACUCUGGAAGGAGGUGUGAAUAUCACAGCAAACUUCACCGAGCUGAAGGAUCAGCUUCAUGACACUCUGCAAAACAAAACCCUUAUUGUCACCACCAUUCAGGAGCCACCGUAUUUGAUGCUUCGCAAGGCUCAGCCUGGUGUGGAACUGAAGGGCAAUGCGCGUUUUUAUGGUUACUGUGUCGACUUGCUGGCCGAGAUCUCCAAGCUGUUGAAUUUUAACUUCACCAUCAAACUGGUAGACGAUGGAAACUACGGGGCACCUGUUGGACCAAAUGGAGAAUGGAAUGGUAUGGUGCGGGAACUAAUAGACAUGAAAGCAGAUCUAACUGUGGCACCCAUGACAAUCACAUAUGUCCGUGAGCAAGUGAUAGACUUCACCAAACCAUUCAUGAACCUGGGGAUCAGCAUCCUGUUCAAGAAACCAGAAGCUUCAACUCCAGACCUUUUCGCCUUCAUGUCCCCUCUUUCUUUCGAAGUGUGGCUCUACAUGUUGGCUGCCUAUGUUGGAGUCAGUAUAACUCUCUUUGUGUUGGCCAGGUUCAGCCCAUAUGAGUGGUACAACACGCACCCUUGCAACCAGGAAUCUGACAUUGUAGAGAAUCAGUUCAACAUGCUCAACAGUCUCUGGUUUACCAUCGGCUCUCUUAUGCAGCAAGGUUCUGAUCUUGCCCCUAGAGCUCUUUCCACUCGUAUGAUAAGCGGCAUCUGGUGGUUCUUCACUCUUAUUAUGAUUUCCUCGUACACUGCUAACCUGGCAGCUUUCCUCACAGUGGAGAGGAUGAUCUCUCCCAUUGAAAAUGCUGAUGACCUGGCAAAACAGACCGAUAUCAAAUAUGGCAGCCAAUAUGGUGGUUCAACCAUGACUUUUUUCAAAACCUCCAAAAUUCCAACAUAUGAGCGUAUGUGGAACUUCAUGUCCAGCACUGAGCCCAGUGUUUUUGUGAACAGUUCCAAAGAAGGAAUUGACCGUGUGAUGAAGGGGAAGUAUGCCUACCUCAUGGAGUCCACAAUGAUUGAAUACACUGUGCAGAGAAACUGCAAGCUGAUGCAAGUGGGAGGCCUACUUGAUUCCAAGGGUUAUGGAAUAGGAACACCAAGAGGAUCCCCUUAUACAGAGAUUUUGUCAGAGGCCAUCUUGAAACUCCAAGAGCAACAGGUCCUGCAGGUCCUGUACACAAAAUGGUGGAAGGAGAAAGAGGGCGGAGGGCAGUGUGAGGAGGCACCGUCUAACAAAGCCAGUGAACUGGGAGUUAUACAUGUGGGUGGAGUGUUUGUAGUACUGCUGGCAGGACUGGGGCUGGCAUGUCUGUUUGCUUUGGGAGAGUUCAUCUACAAAGCAAGGCAAAAUGCUGAUGAAGACAGGCAAUCCAUAUGUUCUGAGAUCAUAGAAGAAUUGCGUUUUGCCAUAAGAUGUUUUGGAUCUUCUAAAAAGCCUGCUGUACACAAAUCCAGCCAUAGGAAACAUGACAAUGGCCUCAUAGACAAUGGGAUGACAAUGGUUCCCCUGACAGCCAACAAUUUCCCAGGCAAGGAGUCAUUUGCUUGAUCAUGGUACAGAACAUGUACAUAGCAGCAAAUCUAUUUUCCUAGCAGAGGUUUACAAAAUCAUUUUAGUGCCUGGUUACAGAAUGCAUGCAAUUUACCAUGCAGCAGAUGCCUUGGGGCACAGCCAGUGGCAGCCAUUUUGGGUCUUGCCAAUUGUGAAGCUGUUGCCCUUGUUGCCUGCAGAGCGACCAGGUGCAAAACUCCCUUGUGAGUGAUGCAUGUUGGUUUACAUUUUGAUCUAUCAUGUUGGCACAUGAUGAAAGGCAUUGGUUGAACCAAUUGCAAAGGACACACCAUUAUGAACAGCUUGAUCUGCGUGAGACAUAAACAGACAUUUGUCUGGAGUUUUUGUAGAUGAAAAAAGUAAGAACUGUAUACAUAGAUAUAAUGUCUUCCAGAUGGUGCAGUUUUAUACAGUGCCUAGUCUAUGCAAAUAUAACAGUAAUACAACAAAGGAGUGUGUAUGAAAAUGAAAACACCCAUGACAACGGAGGCCUGGUGUUUAGAAAAAUAAGCAAUGUUGCCACAUAUUUGUAUAUUGCUCUUUCAUUCUUUGGGUAAUGAUUUACAGUUGUUUUGUUUUUCACUAUUUUAUAAUCAGAAUCAUUUUUCUAUAGAAGACAUUUAGUCACAGAGUGAAGCUUCAUUUUUUUAUUUUUAUUUUUAAUUCAUUUUUGUAGUGUUGAUUGCAGCACACUUAUUGGUAUUUUCAUUUGACUAAAAACCACUGUAUAUAUUGACCAAUAGUGUAUAAAUUUGGUGCAGAUUUGUAAGCAGAUUUGUAAAACACUUGUAGCAGAGCAAGCUAUUAUAUAGUCUGGAUGACUGGUGCUAUAUUUUGGCCAAAUUGCUCAAAAUGUGGAAAAAGCAUGAAA